AAUGAAGCCAAAGAUAACCAUGAUUCUUGAUUCUUUCCAGUAUCAGAAAAGAGAGUAAAAGAUGACAUCAUCAACAUAUUUAAAUCACACCAAUCUCAGAGACAUCUGGUAUACUAUGAUUGGGAUCUCAGGACUAGAAGAUGCACACAUUUGGCUCUCCAUCCCCAUCUUUUCUAUGUAUAUAGUAGCUGUUAUGGGCAAUACAUUCCUAAUAUUGCUGAUCUCUACUGAGCAUAGUCUUCAUGAACCUAUGUACUUUUUCCUAACUAUGUUGGCCCUGGCCGAUAUCUUCUUGUCCACAGUGACCAUUCCAAAGGUAUUAGCAAUUUUCUGGUUCCAAGCUGGAAGCAUUUCUUUUGCUAGCUGUGUGUCUCAGAUGUUUUUCCUCCACUUCAUCUUUGUGACGGAGUCUGGUAUACUACUCUCCAUGGCAUUUGACCGUUAUGUUGCUAUCUGCUAUCCACUAAGAUACACCAACAUUCUAACCCCAUCUGUCAUCAUCAAAAUGGGCAUUGCAGCUGUGACUAGAAGUUUUUUCAUCUGCUUCCCCCUGAUCUUUCUUGUUUAUAGGCUCACCUAUUGUGGGAGGAACAUCAUUCGUCACUCAUACUGUGAACACAUGGGCAUUGCCAGGUUGGCCUGUGACAGCAUCAAAGUCAAUAUUUACUAUGGAUUGGUUGUAGCCCUAUUUUCCAUAUUUCUAGAUGUAGUACUUAUUAUUGUCUCAUAUGCUCGCAUACUUUGUGCUGUGUAUAGAAUACCUUCCCAAGAUGCCAGAUUCAAAGCUCUGAGUACAUGUGGGUCCCAUGUCUGUGUCAUCCUGUUAUUUUAUAUGCCAGUUUUCUUUUCUUCUCUUGCUCACCGUUUUGGAGGUGACAGAAUACCACUGUAUGUUCACAUCCUCCUGGCUAACCUCUAUGUUGUUCUACCACCCUCCCUCAAUCCCAUCAUUUAUGGAGUAAAGACCAAGCAAAUUCAGGAGAGAAUUGUUCAGUUAUUUUCUUUAAACAAGGUAAUUUGUUGAUAUAAAUCAAACCAUGUAGACAUAAAACAGAUUAGUUUUCCAGUUUUUCUAUAAAAUCUCUAAAAGUUAAGAGCACUUGAAGAUAUUG
Molecule: messenger RNA, 1112 nt
Organism: Mus caroli (Ryukyu mouse)
Lineage: Eukaryota; Metazoa; Chordata; Mammalia; Rodentia; Muridae
Product: olfactory receptor 52Z1P-like
Biological process (GO): G protein-coupled receptor signaling pathway
Cellular component (GO): plasma membrane
Molecular function (GO): olfactory receptor activity; G protein-coupled receptor activity
Source: RefSeq, a predicted model, not a curated record